Messenger RNA from Aspergillus homomorphus CBS 101889, 987 nucleotides. RefSeq names its product UbiA family prenyltransferase. Gene Ontology annotation, molecular function: transferase activity, transferring alkyl or aryl (other than methyl) groups. The coding region runs from base 1 to 987 and encodes 328 amino acids. Gene Ontology annotation, cellular component: membrane. The record is from RefSeq and is a predicted model, not a curated record. The transcript is spliced from 3 exons. NCBI's taxonomy places the organism in Eukaryota, Fungi, Ascomycota, Eurotiomycetes, Eurotiales, Aspergillaceae.
AUGGCUGAACAAAGGGCAGAGUUAGGGGACACGAUUCUUCUUCCAAAUCAGACCAUUGCUGUGGGGGGGCAACUCACGACUAGCCUUGCGAAGUACGCGUACUCCAUAUGGCUUUUCGCUGUGAACGACCUUCAGACUAUCGUUAUUCCAAGUUUGAUCUUCGGCGUCACGAACGCUUCAGCUGAGAAAGACCUCUUCCUUUGGCGUUCCUCUCUGGUCCUGGCUUGGCUGUGGCUUAACCUUGUUUGUAUCUGCAUCGACAACCAGCGAAAUGAUGCUGCUAUAGCUGAAGACAUCGUCGAUAAGCCAUGGCGGCCUUUACCAGCGCGAAGACUCUCGCCAGACCAAGCAAAGACUAUCAUGAUUUUCUGUUGGGCUGGAGCACUGCUAUUCAGCGGGUGUUGUAGUGGCGGAACCGGACCCGCGAUAGCUCUGGUAGCUGCCAGUUAUGCUUACAAUCAGCUGGGUGGUGGGGACUUUCUCCUGUCGAGGAAUGUCUUGAACGCUUGUGGAUAUUUCUGUUUCAACCUGGGAGCGACUGAGAUCGCCCUUGGGGAGCGGGCAUCGACGUCAAUGGGUACCAGUUCCGACCCGCUCCAUCAAUCUCUUUUACCCGGUGUGCGUUGGGCUCUGAUUGUCAGCGCGGUCAUUAUGAGCACGAUGCAUAUCCAGGAUAUGUACGACCAGGAAGGAGAUGCGAUGAGAGGACGCAGGACAGUUCCCCUCGUCAUAGGUGAUCUUCGCGCUCGCUGGACUCUCGUGAUCUCGAUGAACAUUUGGGGCCCUCUCAGUUGCUACCUCGCUGGUAUCAACAUCACCGCUCCAAUAUUCGCACUGAGCUGUGUCCUGGCCCUAACGGUGGCGAUGCGUCUUUUUGCCUUUCGAGAUCAGAGCCAGGACCAGAGGACGUUUCGUGUCUGGAAUGUGUGGAUUGCUGUUAUUUAUAUCAUGCCCCUAUUUGGUACCUGUCAGCUAUCGCGUGGGUAG